Molecule: messenger RNA, 2800 nt
Organism: Epinephelus lanceolatus (giant grouper)
Lineage: Eukaryota; Metazoa; Chordata; Actinopteri; Perciformes; Serranidae
Product: glycine N-acyltransferase-like protein 3
Cellular component (GO): mitochondrion
Molecular function (GO): glycine N-acyltransferase activity
Source: RefSeq, a predicted model, not a curated record
ACCAUUUGACCAAUUUUAGUAAUAGUAAAGAGCUGUAACAUUGUUAACUAGGAAGUACUUGUAUGAAGACAUUGGGAUUUUAUUAUCGUCUCAUUUGAGGAUAUUGGGACUUAAUUGUCACGUUUUAAACAUUGUGAUUUUAUUGUCUCCUUUGCUGACUUCGGAACUUAAUUACUGUCUCGUUUGAGGACAUUGGGACUUUAUUGUUGUCUUGUUUGAAGUCAUUUGGACCUAAUUAUUGUCUCAUUUGAGGACAUUUGGACUUAAUUGUUGUUGUAAAACAUUGGGAUUUUAUUGUCUCAAUUGCGGACUUUGGGACUUUAUUAUUGUCUUGAUUGAGGACAUUAGGACUUAUUGUCAUUGACAGUCAUUCGUUUUUUACACUUAGCCUAUCAUGUCCGGCUGAUCCCAAAAAGCUAGGAGAAAUUAAAAAUGCAUACCAAACAAAAGUUUUGGUCUCAGGUGGAUAUGUUGAAAUAUGAGGGCCAUGCCUAUGUGAUCCCUGCAGAAUCUACACCCAUGGUGUCAUAUAACCUACUGUAGACACGGUCAGCCAGACACACACACACACACACACUGCCCCACUUCGAUGUGAGCGAUCAGCACAUUUCUUAUCGUCUGAAGGCAGCUAACGACCUGCUGUGAUCGGCUGUCAAUGAUUUAUCAAGGCGGAGAGCUUUUUUUUUAUUAUUAGAACAGAGGAGUUUAAGCGGUCAGGAAUGGGAAACUGAGCCAUUAAAGACUCUUAACUCCCGAAACAUGAAGGCUUUAAACAAGGAAGAGCUGCAGAUCGCUGAAGGAGUUCUGCAGAAACACUUACCAAAGAGCAUAAAGGUAUAUGGUUUCCUAUAUGGGAUCAACAGGAACAAACCGAGCACCCUGGAGGUACUUGUUGAUACGUGGCCUGAUUUUAAGGUUGUAAUUUGCCGGCCUGACCGCAAGAACAAGCGCUCCCUGGAGUUCAUGCAGAAGGUGUCAUACUACAGCACGGAUGAACAGAGUUUAAGGAGAAUGCUGUCAGAGGAGGAUGCAAUUGACUGGAGCUCUUAUUUUAUUAUCGGAGGAUUUGACAGCGCCCAUACCCCCUUGAUCAAACAAGUGUCUGCUGACAGAGGAGUUAACAACCGCAGCUAUACUAUGGUGCAUCUUCUGUAUUUGCCAGACAGCAGCAGUCUGCUCACACCAGCAGUUGACAGUGAGCUUGAAUCAAGGAUUUCAUCUCUUAACCUUUCCCAUGUUGACUUGGUGAAUAAAACCUGGAAGUUUGGUGGGGACGAGAAGGGUCACAAAUUAGUUAUGAAACUCAUCAACAACUUCCCGUCAUGCUGCAUCACUGACGGCCAGGGUCAGCCUCUCUCCUGGAUUCUGGUGUAUGAUUACUGCGCUAUGGGCUUAUUGUACACUCUGCCAGAGCACAGAGGGAAAGGCUACGCCAAACUCCUGAUCAGCACCAUGGCCAAGAGACUCUUCGCUGAGGGCUACCCAGUGUACUGCUUUAUAGAAGAGGAGAACAAGGCCUCCUAUAAGCUCUUCAAAAACCUGGGCUUCACUGAGGACCCCUCGUACAGGGCAGUGUGGCUGGAGUUCAACUUUUGAUUUUGCAACCAUUGUGAUUUAAUGUAUAGCUGACCCAUAAACAUGUAAUGUUAUAAUGAUAGUACUAUAGGUGAAAGAGACAUUAACUGAUGCAAAAUCAUACACAUAAUGUCACCUUUUUCAUAGUAGGUGCAGGUGAGAUGACCAGUGUGUUAAUUAAAUGUAUUUGAAAUACCUGAAAUACUUUUGAGCAUUUUGUAAUUUGUAUUUUGCUGGACAGAAAAAAAAUCGUAACACAAUACUAAGAGUUUGUAUUUGAAAUGCUGAAAAUUAGUUAUUUAAUAUGUCAUUUUAUAUAAGUAAAAAAGACGGUUUUAUCCCCACAUUUAAACUGUAAAAAACAGUUAGUCGAAUCAGUCUUUGGCUAAAUGUGAGUGAAUCACGUGACAUGUAAUGGCAGGUCCAGCAACUUUCUCAUUGUGAAGUAUCGUAUUUCCUUUGUGUUCCUCUGGACUGCAGUGUAAAGGGGCUACACAAAGGAGAGCAGUUUUUGUUUCAGGUUGUUGUUGGUAUCAGGGUAAAGGGAGGAACUGAUUCUCUUUCUCUUCUACUGUUUUGUACUGUGUCAUACUCUGCUGUAAUGGCACUGUUCUGUGUCAUUGCACUCAUUCACUUGGUUGCUUGUCAGUCUUACUGUCAUCUGAAAGAACCAGUGCAUCACCCUUGCUGCAUUUCUAUUGGCCACCCAAUCAGUCAGUGGUCACUUUGACUGACAGAAAUGCCCAGCAUGCACCCCUGAACUCACAGCCUCCCAGCUCCGACAUAUCUGACUGGCCACUUUAUUAUAAUUUAGCAGAGCUCAUCUUUUCCAUGUCAGACCCAUAUCGAAGCUACUAAAUUCCCUAAAUGUGACAACAGCAGUUUGGAUAGAAUAUAUUUCUACAUUUACAAGUACUUGUAUUUAAUUAAAUACAUUUUCUCAUCCCAGCAUAUUGUAUUUUAUUUUGAUACAUUUGACGAGCAAGAAUUUGUAACCUGCAACAAGACACCAUUUGGUGUAUGUAUGCCCGUCCUUGGUGUUUACAGGAGAGAUCCAAGUUAAAUUGAGCUGUGCUGAUUUAUGCUUUACUUUCUGUCUGCAGUUAUUCAAUGAUGCACACACAGUAUAUCCUCUAUACACUACACCAUUGAGGCUACCUCAUUUUAUAAACACCAAUGCAGUUAUCAGUCAUCACGGUCCCUUAAAAUAAAGAUAUUUCAUGCA